GAGAAAGAACAUUCCAUGGAGCUGCAACUGAAACUGAUUUGUGUCCCCGGAUAACACUGGUUAUACGGGGGAUCUGAGACCCAGAUAACUGUGGCCCCUCACUGUGCCCAUAGGGCCCUACUCCAUCCGUGGGUCCCUACUCUCUCUCGUCCAAUGAGCGGAGAACGACAUGUCUGAACCCCUCACUAACGUCUCCCUGCUGUGGGUGCUGAUUGUAUUACAUGGGUGCCUCGGCAUUGUUACAGGGAGGGAGGUCUGUUAUUACCCCCUUGGGUGCUUCUCUGAUGAGCAGCCCUGGGCCGGUACCCCCGAGAGGCCAUUGGCAGCUUUACCCUGGAGUCCUGAAGAAAUAAAUACCCGUUUCUUCCUUCACACAAGGCAGAACCCCAAGCAACAUCAGAUUAUCAGCGCUCAGAAUGUGACUGGCAUUGGCGCCUCGGCCUUUCAGACCAAUCAGAACUCAACCUUUAUUGUACAUGGGAUGGGCCAUAAAGCGGAGAAUAACUGGGUGUCAGACAUGUGCAAGGCAAUCUUAGAAGCUGAAGAUGUUAACUGCAUUGGGGUAGACUGGCGUGAAGGCUCAGGAAAUAUAAAGAUGUACGUACAGGCAGCCAAUAACGCUCGUCUGGUCGGGGCUGAGAUCGCCUAUCUCCUACAGGUUCUGCAGACGGAAUACGGGUACCCCGCGUCCAAAGUGCAUGUGAUUGGGCACAGCCUGGGGGCACACGCGGCGGGGGAGGCCGGGAAGAGGCACCAAGGAAUUCGGAGAAUCACCGGUUUAGAUCCUGCAAAGCAGCUGUUUGAAGACACCCCAGAGGAGGUCAGGCUUGACCCAUCAGACGCAGGCUUCGUUGACGUGAUCCACACAGACAUAAGCUUCCCUCUAGGAGUUGGUAUUGUAAAGCCGAUUGGCCACCUUGAUUUUUACCCCAAUGGAGGAAAGAACAUGCCUGGCUGCCCCCCUAAGUUAAGUGACCUUGGCAACAUGGAUGCCUUGGUCGAUACCCUGACGUGCAACCACUUCCGAGCUUUCCUGUAUUACACGGAGAGUAUCCGCAGGCGAGAGGGUUUCCUGGGGUAUCCGUGCGACAGCUACAAGUCCUUCCUCUCGGGCGCCAGUUUCCCAUGUCCCGAGGGCAGAUGCACUUUCAUGGGGCACUAUUCCCAAUUGCCCCCAGCACUCAAAGCCCCACAGCAAAUAUUUUACUUGAACACCGGCGGAAGUAUCUCCAGCUUCUCCAGUUGGAGAUAUAAAGUUUCCAUCACAUUACAAGGAACAAGGGCAUUCAUGGGAAAGUUCUAUGUACUUCUGCCGACUACAGGAGGGGGCACUCAGCAGUUUGAAAUUGUAAGCAAAAAGACCGCCCCUGGAGGCAACUUUUCUGGCUUUAUUGAUGUUGGAUUAGAACUGGGACCUAUGGACAACAUGGACUGCAAAUGGGCCCCAGUGUUCCUUAAUAUAUUCCGUUGCCAGUUCGGGGCCCAGCGAAUAGAGAUACAAAGCGGAAAGGACGGGAAAGUCUCUGCAUUCUGUGGCAAUGGAACCGUACAGGAAAAUGUUCUACAGAAGCUGAUACUGUGCUGAGAUACCUUCAGGCAUUUCUUAUUGACUAUCACUUCCAUAGCUUUCACACAGAAAUCCCUUUCUGAGAUACCUUCAGGCAUUUCCUAUUGACUAUCACUUCCAUAGCUUUCACUCAGGAAUCCCUUGCUGAGAUACCUUCAGGCAUUUCUUAUUGACUAUCACUUCCAUAGCUUUCACUCAGGAAUACCUUGCUGAGAUACCUUCAGGCAUUUCCUAUUGACUAUCACUUCCAUAGCUUUCACUCAGGAAUCCCUUGCUGAGAUACCUUCAGGCAUUUCUUAUUGACUAUCACUUCCAUAGCUUUCACUCAGGAAUCCAUUGCUGAGAUACCUUCAGGCAUUUCCUAUUGACUAUCACUUCCAUAGCUUUCACUCAGGAAUCCCUUGCUGAGAUACCUUCAGGCAUUUCUUAUUGACUAUCACUUCCAUAGCUUUUACUCAGGAAUCCCUUGCUGAGAUACCUUCAGGCAUUUCUUAUUGACUAUCACUUCCAUAGCUUUCACCCAGGAAUCCCUUGCUGAGAUACCUACAGGCAUGCAACAAUUCUCUGCUUCUCGGUGACCAUCAGACCUAUAACUACUCCUCUACUGCUGAGAUAAAUGAACUAUUGAACCUUGAA
Messenger RNA from Xenopus tropicalis (tropical clawed frog), 2203 nucleotides. RefSeq names its product pancreatic lipase-related protein 2. Gene Ontology annotation, biological process: lipid metabolic process. Bases 170 to 1585 code for a protein of 471 amino acids. Lineage: Eukaryota; Metazoa; Chordata; Amphibia; Anura; Pipidae. Gene Ontology annotation, cellular component: extracellular region. The transcript has 13 exons. Gene Ontology annotation, molecular function: carboxylic ester hydrolase activity; lipase activity; triacylglycerol lipase activity. The record is from RefSeq and is a predicted model, not a curated record.